AGCUGUACUCAUGCCAUUGGUUCCAUGCUGUAAUGAAGUCAAGAAAGACCAAAAAAUAACUGUUGGAUGCCUCCUUAAACAUGCAUAUGUGAAGGAGAUUAAAUGGCCUACAGCGUUUAGUGACGUCAAGUUCUUACCAGGCACAAACAGUUAUCCAACAAUCAGCAUUAUGACUCUUAACAGUGAAAACAUGAAGAAAAAGGCUUUAACCUGCUCUGCCCAUUAUCAGGAUAAACAAAUCACAACUUCAAUUCCAGAUUGCAUGGGUCGUUCUGUCAAAAUUCCUCACAUUGAGAUUUUGAUGCCUCCUUUUAGUGAUGGCUUAGAUGCCAACAUACUUCUAGUUUGUUAUGUGUCUGACUUUGUACCCAAAGACAUCCAAGUAGUUUGGCUUCAAAAUGGCAAGGAGCAUGCUUCUAACCAAAACAGAUUCAAAGCACUCAGUGGUGAAGAUGGGCUCUAUUCCGGAACAACUAAACUAAAUGUCAUCAGAGAAAGUUGGAAACAAGGAGACACAUACACUUGUAAGGUGGACAUAAGGGGAGAAGUCUUAAUGCAUAAUAUUAGCAAAUGUUCAGGCAGUUUUGUGAAACCAGUUGCCAACCUGGAAUUACCUCCUACUAAAGAUCUGAUAAAUGGCAAUGGCCAAGUUAUUUGUUCUGUGUUAGGCACCAAUUUAGAUACAUAUAAAAUCUUCCUAAAUUUUGACGAUCAAGACAGUAAUGCAAGUAAAGUCUCGGGGAGUAAAGAAAAUGUUGUUAUAUACAGUCGCAAUGUUACCCAAGAUCUAUGGAAAUCUGUAAAAAAAGUGUCUUGUGUGGCACAAUCUACCUGCCCUAUAAACAAAGCUGAGGUUUCAAAAGAAGUUGAUCAUAUUCCAGUUCAGAUCAGCGCCCCCAGAAUUAAAAUGAUUGCAUCUUGUGAAAAUGAGAAGGAGAGAACUUCAACUUUAUUCUGCUUAGUCUCCGAUUUCUACCCGCAUGAUGCUUCUAUUGCCUGGUUAAAAAAUGGACUAAUGCUAGCAGAUAAAGGCAAGGAUUUCUCUGCCAUGUUGAAUAGAAAAAAAAACAUGUACUUUGGAAAAAGUGAAAUGAGCAUUAAAGGGAAUGUAAACGAUACUUACACAUGUAGAGUUACUCAUCAAGAUAAAGUAUAUCUGCAGAAUGUCAAUAUAUGUUCUGUUUGUAAAAACUUCUUUAAGGACCCUGUCAUAGACCUGACAUUACCUUCCAGUGAAGAUGCACUAAAGGGCAAUGCUAAAAUAAUAUGUAAAAUUCAGGUUAACAAUCUGGAUGCUACUCAAGUGUCUUUAAAACUUAACAAUAAGGACAAGAAAGUGGAAAGCAAAUUUGCGAAACCUGACAAUCUAAAGGAUGUGUAUACAGUAACAUAUACAGUAACCAAAGACGAAUUGAAAGGAAUAAACACAGUGACAUGUGUGGUGAAGCAGCCUUGCUCUGAUGGACCUGCAGAGAUGUCUAAAAAGCUUGAUAAAAUUAUUGAGCCAAGGUCUCCAGACAUUCAGACAUCUUCUGGAAACACCGAUAUGGUAACAGGCACUAUAAUAUUGCUGUGUACAGUUUCAAAUUACUGGCCACAAAAUGUUAAACUAGUGUGGGUGAAAAAUGGAAAGAGGUUAGAUGAAAAGGACAUUGAGCUUGAGCCAAAUAAGCAGGAAAAUGGAUUGUGUUCCGGAAAGAAUUUUCUAACUGUGACUAUAGAAAGCUGGAACAAAGAUACCUAUGAAUGUCAUGUCACCCACCAAAACAAAAACUUCACCAAAGCUGUGAAAAAACCUCAAGUGCCUGAUGGUGACAUAAUAAAACCAUCCUUUAGGGACCUCUUUCUUUAUAAAACUGCUAUAGUUUUCUGUAGAACUAAUAUGGUAUAUGCUGACAUUAUAUGGACACUAAAUGGGAGCACAAGAAAAGAAGAAACCAAAAAAGAAAUCAUACACAACAACACAACAUGGACUCAAUACGCCAUGACCAUCAGCUUGAGAGAAUGGAUGGAAAUGACUACUCUCUCCUGCAAAAUAAAUCCACCCCAGGACCAUCUCCAGAAAAAGAUGACCAUUGUUAGGGUAAAGGACGACAUGAAGAGUCCAACCAUACAUCUGCUGCCUCCUGACCAAGAAAGCACAGGCAAUUUGACGUUGAUCUGUUUGGUGAUGGACUUUUAUCCAGAAGAUCUUUUUGUAACCUGGAAAAUCAAUAGUUCUUUAACUGAAGAAGAUAUGCCAAACUCCGGUCAAGUCAACUGUAACCACAAUAUUAAACAAUGUACAGCCAUAAGUCAACUGAUAAUACAAAAGAGUGAAUGGUUAAAAGGCACUAUCUACUCCUGCCUUGUAGGCCACAUCUCUUCUGAUGUGUACAUUAUGAAGAAUAUCAGUGGUGUUUCCAACAAAUCAGAACGUGAUAUAAAGGAAAAGUUAUUCAGUGGGUCACUUUUGUCCAAAAACCCCACCAUCAAUUGUAGAACUAAUUUAGGCAUCAGUGAUAUAGACUGGUUGUUAAAUGAGACAGAAAUAUCUUCACCCAGAAAGAGAACUGAUGAACAGAUGUUAUACAAGAAUAUGGAAUCAGUACAAGUCACAAUACAAAUCCCAUUGGAAGAAUGGAAAACAUACCCAACACAAUGUUGCAAUGAAGAAUUUUAUAACACCACAGACCCCAAUAUGAUAAAAUCUCCUAAGGUGUACCUAUUGCCCCCUGCCAUGGAAAGCAUAGAAGAGGAUUAUCUAACAUUGAUCUGUUUGGUCAAUGGAUUUUAUCCAGAAGAUGUCUUUGUGACAUGGAAGAUCAAUGGCACCACUAUCAAGCAGGAUUUUCCUCAACCAAAGGAAGUUAUCUGUGACCCUCAGAAACAUUUGUGCUCCUAUGUGAGUCAUAUUUCCAUCUUAAAGGAAGAAUGGCUUGGAGGAAUGGGCUACGCAUGCCUGGUGGCUCAUUUUUCAUCUAAAUCUUACAUCCAUUUUCACUUCAGCAAGCCAAAUGAUAUCCAUACUGUCUACCAAGAUGAUGGAGGAGAAGAGUUAGGGGAGUUAGAAGAGAUCAACAAUAUGUGGACAACAACAUUAACUUAUAUUGUUCUGUUCUUGGUAACAUUGAUCUACAGCAGCUUUGUCACUUUUGUUAAGGUCAAGUAAGUGGCAGACAUGAGAAGAACAGAGUCUACAUAUCUGCAUUUCCUGAAGAGAUGAUCUACAACAUUAAUCUAAUUGCUAUUACUAAUAAAUAUAAUUUAAACAAGCUACUAAUAUGCCACUAACACUAUAAAAUCCACAAACAACUGAAAUGAAACAGAUAUGGCAUGAUGUUAUGGCUGAAACUGACUGUCAGAUAUAUCCUUCUAAUCCUCUUGAUGACUGUGUUGCUAGCCAUAUAUGACCAUUCUGGCAGUAUAACUUUACAACUAUAUAAACAGUAACACAAGGGCAUUUUUACUAAUUCUGCUAUAUUAUAGUUUUCUCAUCCUUAUCUUUAACAGCAGUAUUGUUUUUUAUUGCUUAAUACGUGUUGCUUUACUGUCAUGCGAGUUAUGCCAAUAUAGGUGCUUCUGCUUUUUAAUAAAACAUUUUCACUUAAUCAAUGAUUUUAAUGUUUUUCUAUUUUUACUGAGAGAUUGGAUGUCGUUUUUCAGAGGGUGGAUUUACACAUAUUUACUUGCAGAAACGUUAAUGACUGUUCUUUAUAUGAAUAUAACUGAAUAGAACUGUGAGAACUCUACAUGCUUCCAACCGAAGCAAUCCUCUUCAGAUGAACGGAACUCAUUUUCAGUUGCAGAAAUUUCUACUCUAAGGAAAUCCACUCUACUGUUCCCAGAAGUCCUUGUAUACAGUAUAUGACUGUAUAACAAUUACACAGGAAUUCAUUGUUAGGCUGGGCUCGCACUACAGAAUUGCCAACCGGAAUUCCGCUCAGGAAUUUUGGUCAGAAAUUCUGCUGCAUGAAGGUAACAUGCAGGUGAAUGAGUUUUUCCUUAACACAUUCACACUGCAAACUUUUUCUGGCCGGUAUUUCCGGCAGAAAAUUCUGAUCAAAUAAUUCUGCCAGAACAUUGAACCUGCUCAAUGUUCUGGCAAAAUCCGCACCACAGACAUUGCCGUCUAUCCAGACCGCAAUGUCCGUGUGGUCCUUCUGCCGACUGAUUCAGUUGUCACUGGCCGCACUCGCAGAAGGAAAUGUUUCAGCCACGUAAUCCAUAGUGUGAACCUGGCCUUAUAACCAUGUGCUGGAACACUGUGCUAUUUUGAUUAAAACAUACAAAACAUUUUAUUGAUAACAGCAAAAUAUUUUUUUUUACUACUUCUAGUUCAGUAGUCUCCAAACUGUGGACCUCAAGAUGUUUUGCUGUCUGGACAUGCUUGGAGAUGUUGUUUCAAAAGUAAGACAACACUUAUAUAAAAUUAAAAUAGUUUGGCAGACGGUGAUCCAAUUUUUCACACAAACUGGGGGACAGGAUGAGGGAGAAACCUCUUAGGUCAUGUCACUCACACUGCAGUCAUCUUGUAUGCUGACAUCUUCUUUUCGACUUUAGUAAAUAAUAUGCUGCUACUUACCUAGCCUCACAUCCCACUGGUCCCGUGCAGCUCCUAUCUGUCUCAGUCCCCUUUCCCAAUCUCCGAUUUUCAAAGACGAGCACUUGGAGAAUGACCUGCCAGUCCAGCCAAUCACUGUCCUAGUUGGGACACCACUGUGGCUGGUAACUGGCUUGGUAAUUGGGGAAGUUUUUUUUCCCCAAGAAUUUACUCAGGAAAACCUGAGUAAAAGGCUUCAUAAAUUCCCCCCGCAUUUUUUACAUAAA
Messenger RNA from Hyla sarda, 4809 nucleotides. RefSeq lists its product as uncharacterized. The coding region runs from base 11 to 3151 and encodes 1046 amino acids. NCBI's taxonomy places the organism in Eukaryota, Metazoa, Chordata, Amphibia, Anura, Hylidae. The record is from RefSeq and is a predicted model, not a curated record. The transcript has 12 exons.